AUGGAAGACAGCGCAACUCUGGCCAGCCAGCUGGUUCCUGGUGAUUUGGUCAAGUUUGGAAUUGGUGACAGGAUCCCUGCUGACUGCAGACUGGUCUCUGCGGUCGAUCUGGAGAUUGACGAGUCCAACCUGACGGGUGAGAACAAGCCCUGCCGCAAGGUCAUUGGGGCUAUCACAGGAAACGAGUACACCGAGUUGUCGAUCACGGAGCGCAAGAACAUCGCGUACAUGGGAACAUUGGUCAGAAACGGUCAUGGAACUGGUAUUGUCGUCGGUACUUCAAAGGAGACCGAGUUUGGGGUCGUCUUCUGCAUGAUGCAGGAGGUCGAGAUCCGCAAGACGCCCCUUCAAUUGAGCAUGGAUGAGCUUGGAAAAAAGCUGUCGAUGCUGUCGUUCAUUAUCAUCGGUGUUAUUGUCUUAAUCGGAUUGUUCCAAGGAAAGCACUGGUUGGAGAUGAUGACCAUUGGUGUCAGUUUGGCUGUCGCUGCCAUCCCUGAGGGUUUGCCCAUUGUCGUCACAGUGACCUUGGCUCUUGGUGUCCUGAGAAUGGCCAACCGCAAGGCCAUCAUCAAGAAGUUGCCUAGCGUCGAGACCCUUGGCUCUGUCAACGUCGUCUGCGCCGAUAAGACUGGUACUUUGACAAUGAACCAAAUGACUGUGACCAAGAUCUUUACUUUGGCCGAGGGAUUCCCCGUGGAUGUGGACCAGGCCAAGAACGUCGAUGUUGAUCUUCACCCAGGAAUGCGUCGCCUCAUGCAGGUCGGAAACCUUUGCAACAACGCCUUUAUGGAUGACCAUUCCAAGUGGAUCGGCCAACCUACUGAUAUUGCCUUGAUCGAGGUCUUGCGCGGAUUGAGCAUCUCGGAUGAGCGUCCUCUGUUUGAGCGCAUUUCCGAGUUCCCUUUCAACUCUGAGCAAAAGUAUAUGCAUGUCCGUUGUGCACCUUUGCCCGGCGGCAAUGUUGGUAACAAGCCGACUGCCGAACACGCCAUCGAUCCUACCAACGCCGCUGUCAGCCAAUCUGGAUCACUCGGAACCUACUACUUCAAGGGAGCUAUCGAGCCCGUCUUAGAGCGCUGUGUCAAUUACUACAGGAGCGAGGGCAGUCAACUGCCUUUCGAUAUUGAGGCAAAGGACAAGGUUUUGGCUCAGGCUAACGAUAUGGCAACCCAUGGACUUCGUGUUUUGGCAAUGGCCUACGGAAACGAUCUCGACCGCUUAACCUUUGUUGGUAUUGUGGCCAUGCAUGACCCUCCUCGCCCAGGUGUCGAGGACAGCAUCCGGACUUUGGUUGGCAGUGGUGUCAAGGUCAUCAUGAUUACUGGAGAUGCUGAUGCUACCGCAUUGUCGAUUGCCCGUCGCCUUGGAUUCCCUAUUAACCCCGGCAAGGCAUCUUGCCUGACUGGUGCCGAAAUUGAGAGCAUGACUGAGAGGCAAUUGCAGGACGCCGUUGGUCACGUCAGUGUCUUUGCGCGUACCACUCCCAAGCACAAGAUGGCUAUUGUCUCUGCUUUCCAGGCCAAGGGAUGCAUCGUUGCCAUGACAGGAGAUGGUGUCAACGAUGCCCCCGCUCUGAAGCUUGCUGAUAUCGGUAUCUCCAUGGGUCGCAGUGGAACUGAUGUCGCCAAGGAGGCUGCUGACAUGAUUCUUGUCGACGAUGACUUUUCUACCAUCCUUGGUGCCGUUGAGGAAGGCAAAUCGAUCUUUUACAACAUUCAGAACUUCUUGACCUUCCAGCUGAGCACAAGUGUGGCCGCUUUGACUUUGAUUGCCAUGGCAACCUUGUUUGGAUUGAACAACCCCCUCAACGCCAUGCAGAUUCUUUGGAUCAAUAUUUUAAUGGAUGGCCCACCUGCACAGUCGUUGGGUGUCGAGCCAGUGGAUGACGAUGUGAUGAAGAAGCCCCCACGCGCCCGCGAUGCUGCAAUCUUGACUCCUCUCCUUCUCCGCCGUGUCUUGACCUCGGCCAUGAUCAUUGUUGCCGGCACCAUGUUUGUCUAUGUCCACGAGAUGACCGACGGCGCCGUGACCGCUCGCGAUACGACCAUGACGUUCACGACGUUUGUGUUCUUUGACAUGUUCAACGCUCUUGCCUGCCGGUCCGAAAAGAAGUCAAUCUUCAGUAUCGGAUUCACUACAAACAAGAUGUUCAAUUUCAGUGUCUUGGGCUCGAUUAUUGGCCAGUUCCUGGUCAUCUACAUGCCUUUCUUCCAGACCGUCUUCCAGACCGAGGCGUUGACGUUCACGGAUCUGUUGGGGAUCACUCUGUUGACAAGUUCUGUGUUCUGGGCUGAGGAGGCGCGCAAGUUCUUUGGAAAUGGCCGGAAUAAUGAAAAGAUACAUGGCCGGAAUGCUGGGCAGGGUUUCCGCCGGGUGGAGACUGAAGAAGGCGAGGCCUUUGAGAUCGUAUAG
Linnemannia hyalina is the source of this 2412-nucleotide messenger RNA. The record is from the annotation of a GenBank genome assembly. Lineage: Eukaryota; Fungi; Mortierellomycota; Mortierellomycetes; Mortierellales; Mortierellaceae.